UUUUUGUAUUCGAAAUCAGAAUCAAGUCAACACUUCUUGAGUGUAUAAUAGUAGAACAACAAAUCCUUUUCUUUAAUUCUUAAAUCCUUCUUUCACCAGCAAACAUGAAGUUCGUUGUUGCCGUAGUCAUGUUGGCUCUUGCCGUUGGUGUACACUCAUCCCUACUGGGUGCUCAAAUCUCUCCCGGUGUUUCAUAUGUGAGCCCAUUACUUAGUCCACUGCUCGCACCAGGCCUCGGACUCGGUCCCUUGGGCUUACCAGCUGCCGUUAAUGUCUGGGGUGGUAGUGCUCCCGGUCUAUUGGGUGGUAUUCCCGGCAUCUCUCUUAGUCAGGGACCUGGUGCUGCUAUUGCUGCUCCUAUUGCUGUUUCUCAUGCUUUGGGUACAGGCCCUGGUGUUUAUGUGGCGAAGACUCGUGGUGCCAUUCACACCGCCCCAUUGGCCGGACACAUUAACUCGGCGACUUCUCUGAAUUUGGCACCAGCUCCAGGCACUUUGUAAGCGUUUCGUGCGUCAUCGAUUCAUCUCGUUGGAGAAUAAAUGCUAACUGCUUAUCAUCACAACAACCACAUAAAAAAUAAUAUCAACAAUUUGACGACUCUGAUGCGAAACGAAGAAUGUAACCGUUAUCCGUCAUUUGCUAUGUACUAUCUACAAUCCGCAACUCAUACCCUGAGCCGCAACUGACCUGAUGUGCAACUCGUAAUAUCAUUAGCAUAUCUAUGUUUUUUAUAUUAAAUAAUAUACUAUGUACCUUGUACACAACUAUAUAUAUGUAUUUCAUGUUAUUUACUUAGGUAUUCAUACUCAUACAUAUGUAAUAUUGGUGUUUGUGCAAACUGAGUCAUAAAAGUUUGCCAGAACGCCCAGAAAGGAGAAAAAUGGGAUUCACAAAAACUCACUGCAUUCUGAAAAGCUAUGCAAAAUGCCAUUUUCAAAAAAUAAAUAUUCCAAGUCCACAACAACUGCAAUAACAACGACGAUAAACUUUUGAGAACUUUUACCUGUGUCUUAUACUCAUUAAAAAUAUUCUUUUACCAUCACUUUCCAUCUUUUCACAUUUUUCAUAUACUCGUACAUACAAAUAUAAGUAACCUACAUAUAAAAGAAGCAGCAGAAAAGUAUCUAUUAAAAGUAAAAAAAAAAUAAAAAUUUAAAUUACUUCUUUUCGUUAAAACUUUUUUUCUUCUGUCUUUUUUGCUGGUAUAUAGAGACUUUUAUAUAAGCCCUAUUAUAAAUGUCUUGUACAUAAGUAGCAUACAUAUAUGUACAUGUGCGAUUUAAAUGUAUACUUAUAUAAUAGUGUAAGAUAUUCAAUGUAUCUACUGAAGAAUAUGGAAUAUUUUUGAUUUGAAUAAAUAUAUUGCAAGAUUUUUAUAAAAUCAAA
Anastrepha ludens (Mexican fruit fly) is the source of this 1386-nucleotide messenger RNA. Its product is annotated as adult cuticle protein 1-like. The record is from RefSeq and is a predicted model, not a curated record. NCBI's taxonomy places the organism in Eukaryota, Metazoa, Arthropoda, Insecta, Diptera, Tephritidae. The transcript has 2 exons. Bases 105 to 500 code for a protein of 131 amino acids.